AGCGUGGACGUGAUUGAUCUGCUGCCCGCCCCCAUCUGGCACAUCAUCUUCCGCCUCCUGCUGGCGCAUCAUUCUCCGGAGAAUCGGGGUGAUUCCUCGGCUGCAUCGCAGGAGGCAGCACCUCGAACGCCACAGCUCUUCCGUUUCCCGCCAGCACAAGCAGCAUGCAGAGGCAUUGAGGCGCUUCGGCCCCUCCUGGCCGCUGCUGCGCUACGCCGUGGCCAGCAAGAGGCUACUCCGCCAUGUCAUCUCCUUCUCC
Messenger RNA from Closterium sp. Naga37s-1, 259 nucleotides. NCBI's taxonomy places the organism in Eukaryota, Viridiplantae, Streptophyta, Zygnematophyceae, Desmidiales, Closteriaceae. The record is from the annotation of a GenBank genome assembly.